ACCAACAUCGUUUAUGGGAAUCCUAAAAUGAAAGCUGUUCUAUUUACACCCGGUGGCGCAGAGAACCUACAUAUCGGCACAGCUCCGAAGCCAACAGCCGAAAAGACACGAGUGUUGAUCCGCGUGGAAUACACGGCAUUGAAUCGGGCAGACACUCUCCAAAGGCGAGGACUCUACCCUCCCCCUGCUGGGGAAUCGGACAUUCUUGGACUUGAGGUGUCUGGUGUGAUAGAAGGAGGAGGGUAUGCAGAAUAUGUUGCUGUUGAAGAGGUCCUUGUCAUGCCCGCACCUGAUUCUCUUGAAUUUUCUGAAGCUGCAGCCAUUCCUGAAGCAUGGCUAACAGCAUAUCAACUUCUGCACUUUCUUGGGAGAGUUAGAAGUGGUGAUGUGGUGCUUAUCCAUGCUGGUGGCAGUGGUGUUGGAACAGCACUGGUACAGCUGUCAUUAGUAGCUGGAGCACGGCCAUAUGUGACUGCAGGCUCAGAGGAAAAGAUCAAAAUGGCAGAGUCACUUGGAGCCAAAGGAGGCUUCAAUUAUAAGACGGGAGAUUUUUCCAACUGGAUAGAAAGUGUGACAGGAGGAAAAGGGGCAGAUGUAAUCCUUGACUGUGUUGGUAGUUGCUUCUGGGAGCAAAACAUUAGGAGCCUCGCUCUUGAUGGUCGUUGGGUACUGUAUGGUUUGUUAGGAGGAGGAAACGUGAGUGGGAACUUACUCAGAGAUUUGUUAAAAAAGAGAGGAUCACUCAUAGCCACAACACUGAGAAGUAGAUCUCUUGAGUACAAGGCAGAAUUGGUGCAGGCAUUUACAGAAACCAUUGUUCCACUAUUUGCCACUGGUAAACUGAAGACCAUUGUGGACUCAGUGUUCACGAUGGAUCAGAUUCAACUUGCUCAUAAGAAGAUGGAGUCCAACCAAAACAUUGGAAAAAUAGUUAUUAAGAUAGCUACACCUCAAGUAGAUGAAAACGUCACAAAAAACAAAUCUGAACUCUGAUCUGCAUUUGGCUCUCAAGGCCAGGUGUAGGUUAGCUUCUCAACCACUCCCCCCUGGCAGGGGUGAA
This is a messenger RNA of Pocillopora damicornis (cauliflower coral), 1060 nucleotides long. RefSeq names its product quinone oxidoreductase PIG3. Gene Ontology annotation, molecular function: quinone reductase (NADPH) activity; NADPH binding; quinone binding. NCBI's taxonomy places the organism in Eukaryota, Metazoa, Cnidaria, Anthozoa, Scleractinia, Pocilloporidae. The record is from RefSeq and is a predicted model, not a curated record.